Molecule: messenger RNA, 1020 nt
Organism: Acanthopagrus latus (yellowfin seabream)
Lineage: Eukaryota; Metazoa; Chordata; Actinopteri; Spariformes; Sparidae
Gene: spi2
Product: Spi-2 proto-oncogene
Exons: 5
Coding region: 392-1012 (206 amino acids)
Biological process (GO): regulation of transcription by RNA polymerase II; cell differentiation
Cellular component (GO): nucleus
Molecular function (GO): DNA-binding transcription factor activity, RNA polymerase II-specific; sequence-specific DNA binding
Source: RefSeq, a predicted model, not a curated record
AAAAAAAAAAAAAAAAAAAAAAGCAUACUAAAAUAGAAAAUAAGACACAUCCUGUGAGGAAAAAUAUGGCAGCAAGUGUGUUUUUCCUGAAAAGAGAGCAUUUUGUCGAUGCUGCCUCCAGGCCCAGGUCUUAUCUGGUUCAGCGGGGAGGAUGUGGUCAGUGCUGGGAGGCUUUGUUGAUGGGUUGACUGGUGCUGUUGUAGGGGCUUUGCGGGAUGGUGGUCAUUGUUCCUGUGCGCCUGGGUUAUAGAAAACGUCUGGCGUUAUGCAGAAAGCCUGUUCCUGUGGGGGGUAUAAUAAGAGUCUGGGUACUUGAGUAUCUCAAAGUCAGUUUUGCGAAAUUCACCCACACUGAAAGGACUGAGCUGCCUCAGAAUCAGCCACACCGGUGAUGGAGACUCAAACUGACUUGGAGGUGAUCUUAGAGUUCCUUGAGGAGUACUACAAACAAAACAACGGAGAAAAUGUGGACAAGGUGUACUGGACUGCAGAAGAACAAUCACGUCAGCACUGCUGGACGUACUACGAGCCACCUAGCAUCAAACCUGCUCUUCAGCCUUUGCUGGCACAUGACGCCCCUCCAGCACUAUGCCAAAACACAACGCCAUCAUUGUGUGAGCGUGGGUCACUGCCAGACUUUGUAUCAACAAGACUGCCAACCAAACGCCCGGCCACAGUAGCGGGGAGUGGUAGAAAGGUGCGACUCUACCACUUCCUGUUCGAGAUGUUGGAGGAUCCAAACAUGGCCCACUGUGUGUCCUGGGUGGCAGCAGCCGCCGGCAUCUUCCGCUUCUCCUCCACCAACAAGGACCAGGUGGCGGCUCUGUGGGGCCAGAGGAAGGGCAACAAGAGGCCCAUGACCUACCAGAAGAUGUCCCGCGCCCUCCGGAACUACGCCCGGUCCGGAGAGAUCUUCAAGGUGAAGAAGAAGCUCACCUACCAGUUCGGCUGGGACACCCUGGUGUUACUGCAGAAGUGUCAUCGAGGAAACCCAGACGUUUUAACUGUGUGACCAAUGAG